AUGGGCCGCCGGAGCUUCUCAUACCACAGGCUCAAGAAGCUCCCCGCCGCCACCUCCCCUCCUCAUCCUCCCGCCACGACGACGGCCCCUACCACCGGCCUGGAUCAAGAAGGAGACCCGCCGUGCGCCGCGGCCGCUAUCGAGGAGUCGUACCGGUCCUACUACCGCGCGCUGGUGGCGAGGGGGAGGCGGCAGCGGCGGAGGCAGCAGCAGCCGUGGCGGGGCAGCGGCAGGCCGCGGCGGCGCCUGAGGGUGUGGGGCGCCCUGGCGCGCGCGCUGCGGCGGAGGGCGGUGUCCGCCGGGGUCCGGGUGCGCGCGUCGGUUGCCAGGGUGGCGCGGCGGCUCCGGGAGGGCCGGCCCUACGUCGGCGACCUCUUCGCCGGGAACUACAUGUUCCUGCAGGUGUCGCCCACGAUGGCCGGCGCCGACGGCAGCGCGCGCGGCGCCGUGGUGCCCUUCGCGGAGUACUACUACGGAUGCAAGGCCCGGGCCAGGGCGGCCCCCGGCGCUGGCGCGGUGCAGAUGCACCCUGCUGCAGCCGCUGCUGCGGUGCUCUACAAGGUGUAG
Messenger RNA from Miscanthus lutarioriparius, 567 nucleotides. NCBI's taxonomy places the organism in Eukaryota, Viridiplantae, Streptophyta, Magnoliopsida, Poales, Poaceae. The record is from the annotation of a GenBank genome assembly.